AUGCCACCUGCUCGAUGUACUCGUAAACAAUCCAAACCAACUCCACCUCCUGCAACUCUAAACGAUUGUAUCCUUGUCAACGAUAACAAUCAUGUGGGACCAGGACAUGACAUUCAUGUCAGACCGUUUGUGUGUAAAUUCGAAGGAUGUAACAAAGCCUUUGCUAGGAAGAGUGACCUAGCCAGGCACUUUCGUAUACAUACCAAUGAUAGACCAUUUGUGUGCACUUAUAGAGGAUGUAACAAGUCAUUCAUUCAGCGCUCCGCAUUAACAGUGCACACUCGAGUACAUACUGGCGAACGCCCUCAUAUCUGUGAGAAAUGUGACAAGGCAUUUGCAGACUCUAGCUCUCUAGCCAGACAUAGGCGUAUUCAUACCGGUAAACGCCCUUACGGUUGUAAAGUAGCUGGAUGCGGUAAAAACUUUGCUCGUCGGAAUACAUAUCUCAAGCACUACAAGCGAUCUCAUCCGAACCAUCCCGCCCCUUCUUCUCACAGCACUAGAACUCGUCUCGGUUUACCCAAUCAACCGACCCGUUCGACAAGUGCCAGCUACCUUCCCGGACCCAUCGGUCCCAAUGGUCAACCCACUUACUACCUGUCCACGCCUGUUACAGCCAGUGCCCCCCACGCCUUCGCCCCCUCUCAGCCGCAGGAGGGGGCGGCGUACAACUUCAACGGCGGCUUCAACGCUCCUUACCAGACGCCGCAGCUUGUCUUUUCCUCCUCCGGACCCGGAUCUAACGGCAAUGAGUCUGGUUUCCGCAUCUACCAAGGUGACCAAGCCGGCAUAUCAAGCUUACACACCCCUACCACUGGAUCUCUCCAUGGAGACAACACUUCCGAAGGUCAUCCCACCACUCCCGAGCCAUCUUCUGCCAUCUCCAGCAGCUUCAGGCAGCAAGACCACUCACAUGGAUACAACUCGAUAGGACAUGGAUAUCCUGAAUCUUUCGUCUACAAUCAACAGAGCCAACCUAUGUCUCGAGUGCCCAGCUCAGGUGGCAUAAUGUAUUUUAAACAGGAGGACCGAUCUGUUUCUGCUCCACAUGACGCUCAUCGUUUCCAACCUCAUUAUACGACAGGUGCAUACGGUGGUGUGGGUGGAGGUUUCCAUCCUCAACAAUUGGCUUUCCCUCCUCAACAUCAGGGCCACCUUCAUCCAUCUUACUUCUCCUACGCUUCUCCCAUGACAGCCCCUCUUCGUCCAGAGUCUAUGUCCUUGGGUAAGGUAUCGAUGAUGGGACAUGAACAUCCCGGUUCUCUGCCUCAAGGUCAUUCACGUGAGGGAAGUCAAGAACCUUUGGUCGAGAUCGGAAAUGCCAACGUACCUUUUGUGAAUGUACACGGACCGACAGAUGGUGCUUUGCAAAUAUCCGGUACCAACCUACAUGCUUCUCACUUCAACCCUCUAACUCAAAACCCUCCUCAAUUCGUCUUGGCUCAACCUCAGCAUGAUCGGUUGCACAGCGCUCCACCCAUGUUACAGCGCUUCAACUCAAUGCCGAACGUGCCGACUGUCAGUUCAUGGAAUGAAGCUCAACAGUUCCAAGGUACGGGUAGCUUCGGUGACGUGCAUUCUGUCGGAGGAGGUAGAAGUCACGAUGGUGAAGAAUGGGGAGAUUUGGAGGAUCAUGUCAUGGCUGAUGGAGAAGAUGCUUCGACUGUUGAUGGAGGUGAUCAUGACGGUCACGGUAAUACCUCGCAAUCGAGUAUCGAAGCUCAAAAAUCCGCUGCUCAGGCUCAAUGGGGUGAAUCAAUGAUUUACCCUAUCCCUCCUUCUCACUUACACAGAGAUCAACCUAGGGCGUUUUCAGCCGCAUCUUCUUCUUCCUCUGCUACUUUGGUAGCGCCGAGUAUGAACGGUACCGCCCCUACUUUACCUCCCAUCUCUGUUUUCUCACAACAUCCUAAUCAUCCUCAUCAAGGUCAUUCACACGCGAUGGCAUUGACACCGAUUCAUCCUGUCCAUCCACAUCAUCUCUAUCCUACUCCGAUAACCGCCAACGGUUGGGUAUACCAUCAUGGACCUCAUACACCAGAACAAGAAGCUCACAAUAUAACUCUCACCACUCCUCCCAAAGGUCUCGGUAUGCGUAAAGAGAGUGCCGUGUCGGCUGUCGGAUUGGGUAUUGCCAAUGUUCAUUUUGACGAACGGGAUGAAAGUUUCAUUGCGUCAAAAGAGGAGAUGGGUUCGGAAGCUGGAGACGGACAGAUGGAAGGGGUAGAUGAUGUGGAGGGUAUGGAAAAAGGCGAGGGUUUAGAAGAAGAUAGUGAUGAUGAGUUCGUAUUAGGUAAAAAGAAAAAGGGAGGAAAACGUGUGAGUGGGAAUAAAAAGAGUAAAACAACAAGAACGAGAAGAAAGUGA
Molecule: messenger RNA, 2367 nt
Organism: Tremella mesenterica DSM 1558
Lineage: Eukaryota; Fungi; Basidiomycota; Tremellomycetes; Tremellales; Tremellaceae
Exons: 6
Coding region: 1-2367 (788 amino acids)
Biological process (GO): regulation of transcription by RNA polymerase II
Cellular component (GO): PcG protein complex; transcription regulator complex
Molecular function (GO): DNA-binding transcription factor activity, RNA polymerase II-specific; RNA polymerase II cis-regulatory region sequence-specific DNA binding
Source: RefSeq, a predicted model, not a curated record